CCGGAGCUUCCUGUCUGUUAAUCCACUUGUUCAGCAGAGGAGAGGGGCGGGGAAUUGCUUACGGACUUACAUUUUCACCAGAACUCCAAUCAUGUCGCAGGCAAACGGUUAAACGGCGCCCAGACAGAGCAGCAAAGCCGGCACUUGAGCACCAUGUCGAGUUUGAGCAGAGCUGCUGUCCUCGGCGCCUCCGUCGCUGUGGCGGGAGGAGUCGCUUAUCUUAUCUGGAACUAUGCGUCCUCCUCCGGGGAGGAGAAGCCCGAAACACGCCUGGGAGAGGUCGGUGAAAGUGACAGAGAGCAGAGGGAAGGAGAGAAGGAUGAAAUAAGAGAGGAAGAGACUCCGGUGAUUAAAGCUCAGCAGCAGCAGACACAGUUUGCUGAGCCAACAACGGCCGUGGUUGAACCUGUAGCAGCUGCUGAAGCUCGGAACACAUCGCAGUCCCAACCUGUGGAGUCAGAGGGAACACAGGUUCUGGUUCUGGGUCUCGAUGGAUCCGGAAAGACCAGCCUGCUGCAGUCUUUGUCCACCGGCCGCCUGGAGCAGGACAUACAGCCGACACAGGGCUUCAACGCCGUCUCCAUCAACAAAGAUGACUGCUAUAUCGAGUUUCUGGAAAUUGGAGGUAAAGAGGAUCUGCGGCCAUAUUGGCAGAAAUACAUCCCUAAAGCACUGCUGCUGGUGUUUGUAGUCGACUCGUCCAACCCGCAGCUCUUUCCAGUGGCGAAGAAACACCUACACGAGCUGCUAGCCUCUCGACCGAGCCUGCCUUUAAUGGUGCUGGCCAACAAACAGGACCUUCCAGGUUCCUGCGGCAUCACUGACCUCCACGACGCUCUGUCUCUAUCCGAGCUCGGCGACCGGCGCUUGUUCCUCAUCGCUACCCACGUGAAGAAGGGCGAGACGGAGCUGAGCUCUGGCGUGCAGGACGCUCAGGCCCUGAUCUCCCAGUUGGUUUGUGACGGUUUAUGAAACGCACUGUUAACUCCUGUCACUUAAUCACAUUCAGUGAGCGCUUUGCACUUUUUUUUUUUUUUUACUUUACUGUUUUCACUACGUCUGUAGGCUAAACCUCUGGUAUUUAUUUCUGGUGGCAUUUCACAUUUGUGAGGAGAAAAAAAAACCCUCACUGUGUUUGUUGGCCUGUUAAAUUUUUUAUUGAUUUGUGUCAAACUGGGAGAACACAAAACCAUUAUCUCUAUUUUUGUCCCAGCAGGUGAUGUGUGGAGCCACAAAUGUUAACAUUUGCAAGACUGUUACUGUGUUUUAAAUCUUUAAUUCCUUCUAAUGUUGUUUGGAGCUACAGUUGCAGUAGUCUUGAAAUCAAUCUUAAUGAUUUAAAUGUGUCAGCGUAUUUCAUACUUGCAUACAAAUCUCAAGCUGCUUAAAUUCGUCAUAUCAGCUGAGACAAGUGGCCCAAACUAACUUUUACUGACUGAGAUCUCAAAUUAAAACAUAACAUUUUGUGCUUUUGGACUGUACACCACCACAGUGAACAUCAAGUCCAGACUUUCAGCUUUAAUUCGUGGGUUUUAAUAGAAGUGCUGCAUGAAUUGUUGAGGAAUUACAGCCAUUUUUAUACACACCCCUCCUUCUCCAUACAUUUGUCUACCCAUUAUUCUGGUAAAAGUUAGUCUUGGUUUAAUCUGUUCUAACAUAUAUAUAUUUAUAUGAUUUUUGACAAAGUGUGAUCGGGCUUUCCUGGAUUGUACACUAGCAGUCUUGACUUGGUUAGAUAGUAAUGCUGUUUCGUAACCAUGGAAAGAACUCUGGGAUCAUUCUCACUGAUUUUUCCUCCCCGGUGUUCCAGGCCUUUAGGUUUUGCUGAGCUGGCCGAUACCACAUUAUUGAUUUGGCCUCUCCUCAAGUGUUUGCUGUCUCUCUCUGAUAGGUUUAGUUUGGUUUUCAGAUCAAUGAAGACCUUCUCCGCUUUAAUCGACACUUCUUUGGACCUCAUAUUGAGAAAUCCAGUGAACGGCCAUCAGAUGCAAGUUUAACACUUGGAAGCAACUUCAAAUCUUUUAUCUGCUGGAUUUCUAUUGAGUAACGAGCAGGGAAUUGUUCAUCAACUGUCCAAUUACGUUUGAGACUGGACUGUGCCAGUCUGUGAAGCCCUUAAAUUUAAGAUAAAAGUCUGUUCUUCAAACACAUCUGGACUGUUUGAUUUAAAAUCCUCUGUGGUGGUGUAUGGAAAAAGGCAAAAUUACAACAACAAAAAAAUCAUGAAGGGUUUAACUGUUAAAAUGUUA
Neolamprologus brichardi is the source of this 2249-nucleotide messenger RNA. It is a transcript of the gene arl9, whose product is annotated as ARF like GTPase 9. The record is from RefSeq and is a predicted model, not a curated record. Lineage: Eukaryota; Metazoa; Chordata; Actinopteri; Cichliformes; Cichlidae. Gene Ontology annotation, molecular function: GTPase activity; GTP binding.